AUGCGUCACGCCGCCCCGGGCCCCUCCCGCCGCCGCCGCCGGAACGCGACGGCCGCGGCCACCCGGGACCCCCGGGAGGGUGGCAGCGGGGCGCGGCGGCCCUGCGCGGGUUCCGGGGCGCGCCCUCCGGGGGUCGCCCAACCGCGGGGGGCCGCCUGGCGCCCCCCGCCCCUCCGCCCUGGGAUUGGGAAGGAGAGGGGGAGGUGCGACCCCGCCCCCGGCCCGCCCCCUCCGGGCUGGAGGCUGCGCUGGGAGGAGAGGGAGGCAGGGAGGGGGCGACCGAGCGCCUCCCCCGCCCCAAACGCGGCCGCGGCCCGCCCCCUACUGGAGGAGGCCGAGGCUCUGCUGCCCCGAGAAGGGCGCUCCCCGGCCAGACCCCGGGACCCCGGCCCGGCCCCAGCUCCGCCCCUAACGGCCCCCGUCCAGCACCCAGCUCCUGGAAGGAGCGGUUCCCCCCAGGAGACCCCAAAGCCGCCUCAGUGUGAGGACCCUGCCGGGCGGGGACGCAAGGCAGGGGGAGCCCUCCCGACCCCGCCCACCGCACCUGCGAGCGCUUGGCCCGCCCGGUCCUCUCCCGCCCACUCCGCCUGGCCUGGCCGGCCUCGGCGGCUGCGGCGGCGGCGGCGGCGGCGGCGGCGGCGGCGGAGAAAGCAGCCCAGCUCUGCCGCGCUGGUGACUGUGCCGAACCCCUGCGCAUCUCUGAACCUUGCUGCUGUCUCUAGCCGUGUUGUCCCCCCACAGGCUCCCGAGCGCCAGGCGUGUGCAUUGAGGCUGGUGGAGUCUAAAGCUAAUUGGAGGAUCUGCUGUGUGUCCUCAGCCAAUCUUCUACCCUCUCUGAACCACUUGUGAGUGUGAGUGUGUGUGUGUGCGCGUGCGUGUGUGUGCGCGUGUGUGUGCGUGCACGCGUGCGCCAAGGAAUGAAUCCAGGGUCUUCAUGCUGAGCUACAGUUCUCACUGAGUUGCCCAGACUGGGCUUACACUUGCAGUCCUCAUGCCUUGGCCUCCCAGAGUGCUGGGAUUACAGGUGCACACCAUGCCUGCCUUCCAUGUUAGCUCGGUGUGUAUUCGCUCAGUUAAUCCUUCUGGUAAUUUAUAGGCAGUAGGUGCUGUUAUUAUUCCACUGCACAGAUGAGGAAACGGAGGCCCAUCAGAGAUCUGCUCAUGGUCACAUUAAAGGGAUAGAAAGGAAUAAGGCCUUCCUGCCUGGCCUUCCCCUUGGGGUUUGUGAUAAAUUGCAACAGGUCUGGCACCAUCUCACUUUCUAGAUGAAAACUGAGGCCCAGAGGAGGUGGCUCAGGGCCCCACAGCGAGUCAGGCGACACCUGGGUCCCCAAGCACCAGAUUCAGCCCCAUCUGGAGCCGGAAGCACUUGCUUUCCCCGAGCUGGCCCUGCUGGGCUCCCGCUUGGCCCGAAGGCCUGGUGCCAGCCAGGUGUCCUUUGGGGAAGCUCCUUGCUCAGCAGGCCCGGCCCACCAGACCUGCUUGGCUCCAGGAAGGGAGCAGCUGCCUGUCCUCGUGGGUGCUGGGACGGUCUCAGUGGCCAACUCCAGCCCUCAGAUUUGAUCCCAGUUUGAUCCCACGGUGGUUUGCUUGUUUUUCUAGGUUUUUUUUUUUUAAGUGACUAUUGCUAAAAUUUACAAACCAGGAAGCUUCACUUCAAAAUUCAAAUUUCCAGCUUCUCUUUAAAACCAAAACUACUGAGCCGGGAGCAGUGGCACACACCUAUAAUCCCAGCACUCUGGAGGCUGAGGCAGGUAGAUCGCUGGCAGGUCAAGGCCAGCCUCGGGUCCAUAGUGAGUUCAAAGCCAGCCUGAACUACAGAGUAAGACCCUGGAGCAAAUAAAUAAAACCAAAGCCGUGGGCUGAGCCCAUGUGGCCACAUGGCAGUGGCAGGAGCCAGGCAGGGGCUGCAGAGGGGACAGGCAUUUUCCAAACUCUCUCCAGGUUCCUUCUCCCCACAGCAGCUUGUCCUCAGCCCCACCUGCAGGAGGGGGAAACUGAGGCGGCUUGCCCCCCUGGGAGACCUUCGGCUGCCUCUGUGACAGAGAUGAUGGGAGGAUUUGAGAGGAACACAGAAGGCCAGCCAUGGGCAGGGGCGCUGAAAGGCCACCGACAAUCCCAGCCUGGGGGCUGCUCCUGCUGUGCCCCCCACCCCGUGUCACCAGCUGUCCCUGAUCUCCAGAACGGGGUGCUAAUACCCCCUCGGGGUUCUGGGCCUGCAGGGCCUCUCUGCUGUGUCUUGGGGCCCCACCGGCCCUGCAAGGGCUUGGCUGUGGCCAGAGAAACUUCACACGACAGGCAGACAGGGAAACUGAGGCCUUCACAGGCCAGGACUCCCCCAAGCUCACAGGGAAUUGGUGAAAAGGCCAGUCUCAAAAGCCCGAUCCCUGAUUCCAAAGGCUGAGAUGUUCCCCACCGCGCCUCCUCUCUAAGGCCUCCUGUUCCCCACCUGCCCCUGCCGCUGAAGGCGGAUCAGAUGCCAGAAGGCGUCCUCAGGCCGCAGGCCAGGCCGUGAAACGUGCCUGUGUGUUUGCUGCCCCCGCGUGGCAGGAUGUGGGACUGCAGGAGUGAUUUAAAUAAACCUUUUGGCUGAGGACUGACUGGGUGCCUUGCCCCGGACUCGGGAAGCCAGCACAGUGGAUGACAGACAGCUGCUCAUCGGGUCCGAGCAGCGCUGAGCGGAGCAGAGAUGUCCGAGGAGGCAAAAGAUGCCCGACCUUCACAUAUUCAUUCAAACACCAAAUAAUUUUUUGGCUGGGGCUCAGACGCCAGAGACACGUGCAUGAACAAGCGGAGUGAUCCUUGUUCUUGUGGAGCUGAAAUUCUCCUGGGAAAGACCAAAAAUAAACGAGAUAAGUGAAUGAGA
Messenger RNA from Heterocephalus glaber (naked mole-rat), 2866 nucleotides. The record is from RefSeq and is a predicted model, not a curated record. NCBI's taxonomy places the organism in Eukaryota, Metazoa, Chordata, Mammalia, Rodentia, Bathyergidae.